Messenger RNA from Hyaena hyaena (striped hyena), 2120 nucleotides. RefSeq names its product netrin 1 (gene NTN1). The transcript has 7 exons. Gene Ontology annotation, molecular function: protein binding. The record is from RefSeq and is a predicted model, not a curated record. NCBI's taxonomy places the organism in Eukaryota, Metazoa, Chordata, Mammalia, Carnivora, Hyaenidae. The coding region runs from base 247 to 2061 and encodes 604 amino acids.
GCGCGGGGCCGGGGCCGGGGCCGGGGCCGGGGCAGCGGCGGCCGCGCCGGGCAUGGAGCUGGCAAGCCCGCGCUGAGGCGGGACGCGCCUGCUGGCCGCGAGCGGGAGGCUCUCCGGGUCCGGCGCGCGGGCUCCCGGCCGGGGCCGGGCAAACUUUUCUUUCUCUUUUGCCCUCUGCGGAGGCGCCUUCGGCGGCGGGCGGACCGACUCCUCGGCGCGGCGGGGCCGGGGCGGGCUGGCCGCGGCAUGAUGCGCGCCGUGUGGGAGGCGCUGGCGGCGCUGGCGGCCGUGGCGUGCCUGGUGGGCGCGGUGCGCGGCGGGCCCGGGCUCAGCGUGUUCUCCGGCCAGGCGGCGCAGCCCGACCCCUGCUCGGACGAGAACGGCCACCCGCGCCGCUGCAUCCCGGACUUCGUCAACGCGGCCUUCGGCAGGGACGUGCGCGUGUCCAGCACCUGCGGCCGGCCCCCGGCGCGCUACUGCGUGGUGAGCGAGCGCGGCGAGGAGCGGCUGCGCUCCUGCCACCUCUGCAACGCGUCCGACCCCAGGAAGGCGCACCCGCCCGCCUUCCUGACCGACCUCAACAACCCGCACAACCUGACGUGCUGGCAGUCCGAGAACUACCUGCAGUUCCCGCACAACGUCACGCUCACGCUGUCGCUCGGCAAGAAGUUCGAGGUGACCUACGUGAGCCUGCAGUUCUGCUCCCCGCGGCCCGAGUCCAUGGCCAUCUACAAGUCCAUGGACUACGGGCGCACGUGGGUGCCCUUCCAAUUCUACUCCACGCAGUGCCGCAAGAUGUACAACCGGCCGCACCGCGCGCCCAUCGCCAAGCAGAACGAUCAGGAAGCCGUGUGCACCGACUCGCACACCGACAUGCGCCCGCUCGCCGGCGGCCUCAUCGCCUUCAGCACGCUGGACGGGCGGCCCUCGGCGCACGACUUCGACAACUCGCCGGUGCUCCAGGACUGGGUCACGGCCACCGACAUCCGCGUGGCCUUCAGCCGCCUGCACACGUUCGGCGACGAGAACGAGGACGACUCGGAGCUGGCGCGCGACUCCUACUUCUACGCCGUGUCCGACCUGCAGGUGGGCGGCCGCUGCAAGUGCAACGGCCACGCGGCCCGCUGCGUGCGCGACCGCGACGACAGCCUGGUGUGCGACUGCAGGCACAACACGGCCGGCCCGGAGUGCGACCGCUGCAAGCCGUUCCACUACGACCGGCCCUGGCAGCGCGCCACGGCCCGCGAGGCCAACGAGUGCGUGGCCUGUAACUGCAACCUGCACGCCCGGCGCUGCCGCUUCAACACCGAGCUGUACAAGCUGUCUGGGCGCAAGAGCGGGGGCGUCUGCCUCAACUGUCGCCACAACACUGCCGGCCGCCACUGCCACUACUGCAAGGAGGGCUACUACCGCGACAUGGGCAAGCCCGUCACCCACCGGAAGGCCUGCAAAGCCUGUGAUUGCCACCCCGUGGGCGCUGCCGGCAAGACCUGCAACCAGACCACCGGCCAGUGUCCCUGCAAGGAUGGUGUGACUGGCAUCACCUGCAACCGCUGCGCCAAGGGCUACCAGCAGAGCCGCUCGCCCAUCGCCCCCUGCAUAAAGAUCCCCGUGGCACCGCCGACCACCGCAGCCAGCAGCGUGGAGGAGCCGGAAGACUGUGAUUCCUACUGCAAGGCCUCGAAAGGGAAGCUGAAGAUUAACAUGAAAAAGUACUGCAGGAAGGACUAUGCGGUCCAGAUCCACAUCCUGAAGGCGGACAAAGCAGGGGACUGGUGGAAGUUCACAGUGAACAUCAUCUCCGUGUACAAGCAGGGCACGAGCCGCAUCCGCCGCGGUGACCAGAGCCUGUGGAUCCGCUCGCGGGACAUCGCCUGCAAGUGUCCCAAAAUCAAGCCCCUCAAGAAGUACCUGCUCCUGGGCAACGCGGAGGACUCGCCCGACCAGAGCGGCAUCGUGGCGGACAAGAGCAGCCUGGUGAUCCAGUGGCGGGACACGUGGGCGCGGCGGCUGCGCAAGUUCCAGCAGCGCGAGAAGAAGGGCAAGUGCAAGAAGGCCUAGCGCGGAGGCAGCGGCGCGCCGGGCUGGCUGGCGGGCGGGCGGGCGGGGCCGAGCGCGAG